This is a messenger RNA of Opisthorchis viverrini, 3876 nucleotides long. RefSeq lists its product as hypothetical. Gene Ontology annotation, biological process: modulation of chemical synaptic transmission; monoatomic ion transport; synaptic transmission, glutamatergic. The record is from RefSeq and is a predicted model, not a curated record. Gene Ontology annotation, cellular component: plasma membrane; postsynaptic membrane. The coding region runs from base 244 to 3447 and encodes 1067 amino acids. The transcript has 17 exons. Lineage: Eukaryota; Metazoa; Platyhelminthes; Trematoda; Opisthorchiida; Opisthorchiidae. Gene Ontology annotation, molecular function: glutamate-gated receptor activity; transmitter-gated monoatomic ion channel activity involved in regulation of postsynaptic membrane potential.
UGUUUGUGCGAUUUUGUUACUACAGCCCUGUCGUCUCGAUUUACUGUCAUGUGGCAGCCGUCAUGAGUCGGUUUGAUCGACCAAAAUUUCUAGUUUCAUGCCUGCGUGACUGGUUGCAUAGGACCUGAAAAUACACGGACGUGCUUUCUACUCAACCAGAAUAAUUCAAUCUGCUUCCAGGACAAAUGGAUCAUUGUCUAAAAGAAAAAUUAUCCGCUAGCCAGUAAAAAAAACGACAAAACAAUGUGGCUGAUUCGUAUUCCCGUUGAUUUUCGUCGCGGUUUCGCCGUAUUCUAUCUCAGCUAUAGUCUGCUCAGUCUGCUUUCUACACAUAUACACGGGGUCACAUUUGACGCUCACUUGCGUGAGAAUGGUACUCAGAAUUCCAGUGCACCCCUCCACCGGGAAGCCCGCAAUGCAAAACCUGUGAUUUACAUCGGUGUAAUUUUGGCUCAGGGUGAUGAAGACAUGGAGGCAGCCUUUCGGACAAGUGUGGAUUCUGCAAAUCAAGUGCUUGCUCAAAGUGUCAACCUGCGUACUCAUCAGCUGGAGCCUAUCAUUGAAGUAGUGUCAAGGGAUAAUGUGUUUCUGGCCACACAACAAGCAUGCAAGCUAAUGACAAACGGCAUUGUGGCCUUGUUCGGUCCGAAUGUCCGCGCUCUUUCACAAGCUUUGCUUUCUCUGGCCAACCGAUUUGGGAUACCGUACGUUGAGACCUACUGGAAUCACUACGCGACACCAGGAACCUACUCAGUUAGUAUGCACCCAAAAGUACACAGUUUCGGCCUUGGGCUAUAUGAAUAUCUCACUCAAGUUGAGAAGUGGCGUCGGAUGAACAUUAUUCAUAAUCAACCUGAAAAAUUGCUGAAAUUCACCACGCUGGUGAACAGUUUUGAAGGAACGGCAAAAGUGAAGACCUGGAGUUCAGGUUCGGCUUCAGCGAAAUCCAUGAUGGCGGAACUUAGCACCAGUUCCGAGAAAACCUUCCUUAUCGAUAUCCCUGCCUGGCAAGCGCGUGACUUUUUGGUGAUGGCCUUUGUACACAAUAUGACCGGACCUCAGUUCAGCUACUUUUUUACGGACUGGGAUGUUGGCCUACUGGACCUGACUGCCUUCAAAGUGGAUGCUGGAGCCCAGAUCAAGACAAUCUCUAUACUAUCCAAAACGGGUAUUAAAAAGGCCAUGCAAAACCCAGGGGUCUAUCAGGCUAGCUCAGUACCACUUCCCAUACCUCAAACAAUCGACUCGAAUCUUGGACCGCCAAAACAGGGAAUCACGGGUGUGCUAAAUACUCAGUUCGGGAUCCUCUACGAUAGCUUCUUGUUAUUGGCGCAUGGACUCGUCACUGUCACACGAACACGUCCACUGUUGCCGCAAAAACUAAGUUGUGAACGACCACCCGGACUUUGGCCACUCGGCUUGAGUUUGAUCAAUGCUAUGAAAUCGGUAUCACCCGAUGUUGUUGGAGGCAUCACAGGACAAUUCAGAUUUGACAGAGAUGGCCAGAGAACAAUGUUCGAUUUGACCACGUUGGAACUAACUGAGGGCGGUUUUACCCCGAGUGGUGUGUGGAACAUCGACGAACGGAUGAAAGUGGUCAAGAAAAUUAUCAAACGGCCAAACAAACACCCUAGCAGCAUGAAUGACGUGGUCCUAUCUGUAACGACGAAAGCAGAUCCACCAUUUAUGAUUUCAAUCAGUUCAGAUGCAUACGGGAAUCCAUUACCACAUCCAGAUGCGUGGACAGGAUAUUGCAAAGAGCUAUUGGACGCUCUGGCUGCUGAAGUCGGCUUCAAUUACACGAUUCAAAUCCCUAAAGAUGAUCAAUACGGAUCUGCAAAAACGUUGCCGAACGGUACGGUUGUGUAUAAUGGAAUUAUGGGGCAACUGAUUCGAAAAGAGGUGGAUAUGGCCGUUGCCGGAUUCACUAUCACCUAUGAACGUGAGAAACUGGUGGAUUUCAGUACACCUUGGAUGACAAUCGGUGGAAGUAUUUUGUUUACCAGACCAAAAAGUCAGAAACCUUCCUUGUUCUCGUUUCUGCAACCACUGGCACCCAAGGUUUGGCUGUACGUCGUUGCAAUCUACCUGGCUGUGUGUUUGUGCAUGUUUGCCGCAGCUCGUCUAUCGCCUUACGAAUGGAAUGCUCCACAUCCCUGUGACGAGGAUUCAGAUGUGACAAAAAAUCAGUUCACCCUGCUUAACAGUUUCUACUAUUACAUUUCGGCUUUGCUGAAUCAAGGUGUUGAACUCGCACCUCAAGCUACCUCGACUAGGCUUCUAACCGGAGUUUGGUGGUUCUUCGGGCUCAUCAUAAUCGCCACAUACACAGCCAAUUUGGCGGCUUUCUUGACGGUGGAAAACACCAAAUCGCCAAUUGAAAGCGUGGAAGAUUUGGCCAAUCAAGAGAAGAUCAAAUACGGAACGUUACGUAGUGGAUCCAGUCGCGAUUUUUUCAGAACAACCACGAUACCGGUUUUCAAAAAGAUGGGAGAGUUUAUGGACAAGUAUCCAGAUGUGACAACACCAGACACCAGGACAGGAAUUGAGCGCGUUCGCGCCGGUGGUUAUGCAUUUAUUCUGGAGUCCUCUUGGAACGAGUAUUAUGUACAACGUGACUGUUCUCUCAUGCAAGUAGGUGCACUACUUGAUUCGAAAGGGUAUGGAAUCGGAUUUCCACAAGGUUCCGUUUGGCGUGAUCCAGUUUCCAAGGCGAUAUUGAAACUACAAAACAAUCAGGUCUUGGCAAACCUAAAGCGAAAAUGGUGGAACGAAUACAAUAUAACGGAGCCCUGCUCGUUGCUCAAGGAGAGAAACAAGGCACCCAGUCCGUUGGGAGUGGAACAGGUUGGGGGAGUGUUCAUAAUGCUCCUAGUGGGAUUUCUACUUGGAUUCAUCGUGUCCAUUAUCGAAUUUGUAAUUGCAACACGUGACCAGAAAAGAGUCACUGUCUUGAAAGGUAUGUGGCGGGAACUGAAAUUCGCUUCACGUUGUCUCACGACAUCCAAGCGACUCAAAUCUGAGGUUCACAAACUACCCCGUUCCAGAUCAAACAUCAAACUGGUUACGUCGAUACCGAGUAGCAUGAACGUACUGGACAAUAGAAUCUCCCUUCCUCCAGCUCCCAACAUGGAAUCGAAAGUAGAUGGUCAAUCCAGGGACCCAUUGAUAGUCCCUUCAUCAGGCCCGGAGCAGAGUGAGCAACCUCCACAAUCACGUGAUAUACCAGUCAAUAUAGGGUUCACAUGUGCAAGUUCCGCUGAUCACAGUGAUUUGUCUGCUGACAUGCCGCCAGAUUAUCCGGUUGAUCAGGAAAUGCAACGGAGACCACAAAGAACAGCGGUCAGACGACUUGGGCCUCAGCAGCGAGGCACAAAACCAGUACAAAACCCUGAAAAUACCUGGAUGAACGGGCAUGAGCUUUGGCAGUUCAGUCAACCGCGUUGAUCAGUUGUGCACACUUUGUUGUCGUCGUCUCCUUCUUCUUUAUUAUUGUUUAUCCUUGUCCAGUGGUGAAAAUUGUUUUUCGUAUUAUGUGGUAGCGUACUGUGACGCCUCAAGUGACAGGCAAGUGGUCUUAGCCAAAUUACACUGUGACAAGGGACAACCAGUAGCACAAUGGUGUUCCUAUACGAGUAUGCAUCUGUGCAACUACAUAUACCCAGUGCCUGUCCCACACCUGUGUUAGGCUGCUCAUUUUCUUCUUGUUUUCUCGCCUAUUUCAACAAAUUGAAAAGGACGUAUCCCCAGUUCAAAAUGCUGACAUCCAAAUAUCAGGCAAGUAAUUUAUGGGCAGACAAACACUGUCAGAUGGACAGAAAACAAAUAAAUGUUUGGGGGAAGAUCAUCCGUGAAACGGAAGUGUUGAUGAAAGAA